AUGUCUGCCGUCUCAUUCCGCUCUCUCAUCGGCGUCCAGCCCUCCACGGCGUCCACCAGUGACAGUGUCCUCGUCAUUAUUGACGCCCAGAACGAGUACGCCCAAGGCAAGCUUCGCGUGUCCAACAUUGACACUGCCCGCGUUGCCAUUGCUUCUCUGCUGGAGAAGUACCGUGCUGCCAAGGCUCCUGUUAUUCACGUCGUCCAUGCUACUCCUGAGGGCGCUCCCGUUUUCACCCCCGGAACCGAGCUUGCCAAGGAGCUUUCUGAGUUGACGCCUGUUGACGGAGAGUCUGUCGUCACAAAGAACUACCCUGGAUCCUUCACCGACACGGAUCUGCAGGAUCUUCUGAAGGCGACUGGACGCAGCAAGAUUGUGCUCACCGGAUUCAUGGCUCACGUUUGUGUGUCGACAACUGCUCGUCAGGGUGCUGAGCGGGGUUGGGAUGUUCUCAUCGCCGAGGAUGGCGUCGGUGACAGGGAUAUUCCGGGAGUCAAGGCAGAGGAUCUUACAAAGACUGCCCUUCUUGAGAUUGCCGACGCCUUCGGAUCCAUUAUCCAGGGCAAGGAGAUUGUGUAA
Molecule: messenger RNA, 579 nt
Organism: Fusarium vanettenii 77-13-4
Lineage: Eukaryota; Fungi; Ascomycota; Sordariomycetes; Hypocreales; Nectriaceae
Exons: 2
Coding region: 1-579 (192 amino acids)
Source: RefSeq, a predicted model, not a curated record